Eruca vesicaria subsp. sativa (arugula) is the source of this 2018-nucleotide messenger RNA. The record is from the annotation of a GenBank genome assembly. Lineage: Eukaryota; Viridiplantae; Streptophyta; Magnoliopsida; Brassicales; Brassicaceae.
GGACAUAACACUAUAACAGAACAUAAACAAACCCCAAAAAGUGUCUUAAGUAAGAACCAAGAAAGAAGUUUUACUUUUAAACCAUUUUUAGCAUUAUGGCUUCAGUUCAAUCAGGAUAUGGAAAAGUAGACCAAGCUCAAGAUCUAGCAUUGAAGAAAAAGACAAGAAAACGUCUAAUUCUACUAUCAGUCUCCGGCGUAAUCCUCGUCUUGGUAAUAAUCGCCGCCGUAGUCGCCGCCGUGGUUCACAACAAAAACAAGAACUCCUCCGAGUCAACACCGAAUCCACCUCCCGAGUUAACACCAUCCGCCUCACUCAAAACAAUCUGCGGCGCGACUCGUUACCCUGAUUCUUGCUUCAACAGCAUCUCAAAGCUUCCAUCCUCCAACACAACCGAUCCAGUGAUCCUCUUCAAGCUCUCGUUAAAGGUCAUCAUCGACGAGCUCGACGGGAUAUCCGAUCUACCGGAGAAGCUUUCCAAGAAGACAGAGGACGAGAGGAUCAAAUCCGCGUUAAGUGUUUGCGGGGAGCUUAUCGAAGACGCGCUGGACCGUCUCAACGACACCGUUUCGGUCAUGAACGACGACGGGAGUAAUAAAAAGACACUAAACUCAUCCACAGUAGACGAUCUCAAGACUUGGCUUAGCGCGACCGUAACAGACCACGAGACGUGUUUCGACACGUUAGACGAGUUGGGUCAGAACAAGACAGAGUACUUGAACUCGACCAUCACUCAGAACCUGAAGUCCGCGAUGAGUCGGUCCACCGAGUUCACUAGCAACAGCCUCGCCAUCGCGGCCAAGAUCCUCGCGGCGUUGAGCGACUUCGGGAUACCGAUACACGGGAGGAGAAGACGGCUUUUGAUGAGUCGGGAGACCCCGGAGUGGGCGAGACGGAGGUUGUUGCAGACGGAGGGGUUGAAGCCGGAUGUGACGGUGGCGGGGGAUGGGACGGGGGAUGUGAAGACGGUGAAUGAAGCGGUGGCGAGAGUGCCGAAGAAGAGUUUGAGAGUGUUUGUGAUAUACGUGAAGGCUGGAAAGUACGUUGAGAAUGUGGUGAUGGAUAAGGGUAAGUGGAAUGUUAUGAUCUACGGUGAUGGAAAGACGAAGACCAUUAUCUCCGGCGGUAAGAACUUUGUGGACGGGACUCCGACAUACGAAACGGCUACGUUUGCUAUACAAGGCAAAGGGUUUAUAAUGAAAGACAUCGGAAUCAUAAACACCGCCGGACCAGAGAAACAUCAAGCGGUGGCGUUCCGGUCAGGCUCCGACUUCUCCGUCUAUUACCAAUGCUCCUUCGACGGUUUCCAAGACACUCUCUACCCUCACUCCAACCGCCAGUUCUACCGCGACUGCGACGUCACCGGAACAAUCGACUUCAUCUUCGGAAGCGCCGCCGUCGUCUUCCAAGGCUGCAACAUCAUGCCACGUCAGCCUCUCCAGAGACAGUUCAACACCAUAACGGCUCAGGGCAAGAAAGAUCCGAACCAGAACUCGGGUAUGUCGAUCCAGCGAUGCACUAUCUCCGGCAACGGGAACGUGACUGCUCCGACGUAUCUUGGCCGGCCGUGGAAGGAGUUCUCGACGACGGUGAUCAUGGAGACGGAGAUUGGACCGGUGGUGAGAGCUUCGGGGUGGUUGUCGUGGGUUGUGGGAAUUGACCCGCCGGCGAGUAUAGUGUAUGGAGAGUAUAAGAAUACGGGUCCGGGGGCGGAUGUGACACAUAGAGUUAGAUGGGUCGGGUAUAAACCGGUUAUGUCAGAUGCUGAGGCUGGGAGGUUUACGGUUGGUACUCUUUUACAUGGUGGUGGUUGGAUACAAGCGGCGGGAGUGGCGCAUCAAUUAUCUUGAUUUGUUACAUAAUAAUAGAGACCACAGUACUUGAGUUCAUAAUUUAUUUUUGUUUUUAGAAAUAUUUGAUUUCGAUCUACUUUCCAUUUAUUUGAUACGGUUGUACUAUAUUCUGGUGUUAUAGUUGGUGUAAUAGUAUUAUCCCUAAGGGCACCCACAUUAAUAAAC